Molecule: messenger RNA, 2376 nt
Organism: Cucumis melo (muskmelon)
Lineage: Eukaryota; Viridiplantae; Streptophyta; Magnoliopsida; Cucurbitales; Cucurbitaceae
Product: cysteine-rich receptor-like protein kinase 10
Exons: 7
Coding region: 192-2186 (664 amino acids)
Biological process (GO): protein phosphorylation
Molecular function (GO): ATP binding; protein kinase activity
Source: RefSeq, a predicted model, not a curated record
UUAUCUGCUCCACCAAUCCAUCAUUUCCGACACUUACUUGACUCUGUUUACUUGGAGAUUGACGCGUAUGAUUCAUUGUUUAUCCCAUUAAUUCUGCAAAAUCCUUCUUCUCCGUUCACAUAAUUCUUACAAUUUGUUCAAAAACCUUAAGCAGACCCACUUUUUUUAAACUCCAAUAUAACUCCUUUACCAUGCUCAAUUUACUUACUUUCAUCUUCCUCCUCAAUCUCCUUACCCAUGGAAACGCUCAGAACGAAGCCUCUUACCCAUAUCGCAGAUGCUUGACCGGCAAUUUCACUCAGAACAGCACCUAUCAGGCCAACCUCAAUCUUCUCUUUUCAACUCUCUCCACCAACGGCCCCCCAACGAACAGAUUCUUCAAUACUUCCGUCGGCCGAUCCCCAAACGACACCGUUUAUGGUCUCUUCCAGUGCCGUGGAGACGUCACCAACGCCACCUGUCGAACUUUCUUAGCCACCGCAACCAGAGACGCAGAGCGACUGUACUGUCCUUUGGCAAAAGGCGCUGUGAUUUGGUACGACGAAAUCAUUUUCCGCUAUUCCGACCAACCUUUCUUUUCCAUCAUUACCUCAACCCCAAAUUUGCGGUUACUGAAUCUGGUUAAUAUAGAUGGCGACAAGGCUCGAUUCAACCAAUUAGUCAUGUCCACGUUGAGAGCCACCGCGGCCCUGGCAGCCUCUUCAAUGGGUGAAUUGUUUGCAACCCAGAUGGCUAAUUUCACACAAGAUCGAAAUAUUUACACAUUAGCUCAGUGUACCGGCGAUUUGUCUAAUACAGAUUGCGGAGAAUGCUUGCGCCAAGCUACCAAUGAAAUUCCGAAUUGUUGUACUGAUAAACAAGGCGGAAGAGUUCUGCUUCCCAGUUGUAUUGUUCGUUAUGAAGUUUACUCGUUUUACGAAACUUCCAUACCGCCUCCCGCAACUCCCACGCCCAUUUCCACAAUCCCAUCACGGCCUCUUCUUCCUUCUUCUCCUCCACCUGGGGAAAGAAGGUCCUCAACGGUGUUAAUUGUAGCCAUUGUGGCUCCAAUUACCGUCUCCAUAUUGCUGUUUGUCAUGGGAUGUUGCUUCCUGCGCCAGAGAGCGAAGAAGAGAGACUCUGCUGUGAAGGAAGAUAGUGUUGUUGAUGAGAUGACCACUUCGGAUUCUCUUCAAUUUGAUUUCAAAACAAUUGAAGCUGCUACUAACAAAUUCUCAGAGGAAAACAGAUUGGGAGAAGGUGGAUUUGGAGCUGUCUUCAAGGGUAGGCUUGAUAAUGGACAAGAGAUAGCUGUGAAGAGACUGUCGAGAGGAUCUUUGCAAGGUUCUGAAGAGUUCAAGAAUGAGGUUAUGUUGGUUGCUAAGCUUCAACAUAGAAACCUAGUAAGGUUAUUGGGAUUCUGCUUGGAGGGUGAAGAAAAGAUUCUCAUCUAUGAAUUCAUUCCCAACAAAAGCCUCGACUUUUUCUUGUUUGAUCAAGAGGGACAGAAACAGUUGGAUUGGUUGAAACGAUAUAAGAUCAUCAACGGAAUUGCUCGAGGAAUAUUGUAUCUACAUGAAGAUUCUCGUCUUAGAAUUAUUCACCGUGAUCUUAAAGCGAGUAACAUUUUGUUAGAUGGAGAUAUGAAUGCAAAAAUUUCAGACUUUGGCAUGGCAAGAAUUAUUCAAAUGGAUCAAAGUCAAGGAAAUUAUACGAGUAGGAUUGUUGGUACCUAUGGUUACAUGUCUCCUGAGUACGCAAUGCACGGAAAUUUCUCAAUGAAAUCCGACAUCUAUAGCUUUGGAGUUUUAGUCUUAGAGAUUAUAAGCGGUAGGAAAAACAACACCUUCUACUUGUCAGAUCUUGCCGAAGAUAUUUCGACCUAUGCUUGGGCACUGUGGAAGGACGGAAUACCAUUAGAAUUAUUGGACCCAAUGUUGCAAGAUAAUUACUCGAGAAAUGAGGUGCUUAGAUGCAUUCAUAUUGCUUUAUUAUGUGUUCAAGAGGAUCCUAACAGCAGACCUUCCAUGGCAUCCAUUGUUCUUAUGCUUAAUAGUUAUUCCGUUACUUUGCCGAUACCUAAAGAGCCAGCAUUGUUCGUGCGGAGUAAAGACAAUGGCAAUACUAUAGGCAGUGAUCAUUCUUCUAACAAGUCUACCAAGUGUUCUGUCAAUGAAACAUCUCUAUCUGAAUUGCAUCCACGAUGAAGCUGCUAAGUAUAUAUGUAUAUGUGUCUCAUUAAUUAGCUCCAAGAAAUGUUCUAUUUGAUUACUAUUGUACUAGAGCCUUGUAUUAUUUAUGGCUAUAUGUUUUAACUUCUAAGAUAUAUAUCCGAACUCAUCAAUAUGUACAUAAUUAAGUAGAUUUUUACAGGAUAAAACAAUUUAAUUUGGCUAA